AUGAGUGCUCAAGUAUUAUUUCGAGUGAAAUGUUCAACAGAAUAUCGUUAAAUGGUCAGUAUAGUAGGAAACACUACUUAGUUAGGAAAUUGGAAUCCUUAACAAGGAUUUAAAUUAAUAACCAAUAAAGAAAUGUAUCCUAUUUGGUUUGGUGAUUUUGCUUUAGAAUUUGAACUUAGUAACUAUUCUUUAUUUAUGUAGAUUAAAUUGUUGAGUUCAAACUAAUUAUUACAGAUGGUAAUAAUUAAUUUUGGGAAUGUGGUGAAAAUCGAUUUCUUUAGAUAUAAGGAUAGAAAUUAGUGGUUGUUUUGACUUACAACAUUCCAUCCAUCUUUAUUUAUAACAUUAAAAGAAUUUUUUCUGACAAAGAUCUCUCUACAAUUACUUUCGGUAAUAUAAAUUAAAUAAUAAAUAGAAAGUACAAGAAAGGUAUCAAUACAAUUUUAGGAGAAUUUGUACGAUUCAGAAGAUAACUCAGUAAUUUAUUUUUUUAUUCUUUUAGGAUUCAGAAUAAGAAAGUGAUGUUAAUUCCUUAUUUUAAGAUGAAAUUAUUUCAUGUAAUUCAAAUGAUAACAUUACAAACUCUCCAAAUUCUUCUAAUUUUGAACCAAUUUUUUCAUUUGCUUCUGUAUUAGAAACUGAUGAAAAUUGA
Messenger RNA from Paramecium sonneborni, 652 nucleotides. The record is from the annotation of a GenBank genome assembly. Lineage: Eukaryota; Ciliophora; Oligohymenophorea; Peniculida; Parameciidae.